This is a messenger RNA of Dibothriocephalus latus, 738 nucleotides long. The record is from the annotation of a GenBank genome assembly. Lineage: Eukaryota; Metazoa; Platyhelminthes; Cestoda; Diphyllobothriidea; Diphyllobothriidae.
AUGACUAACCUGCGGCUGAUUUGUCCCAGCCAGCGAGAGAAGAAAAAAGAAAUGAGGUUGGCGAUGCACGUGUGGAAGCCAGAGGAACGAAGAAUAGGCAGGAGGAAGAUUGACUGCGGAGAGCAGGUGCUUCCGCCGGAGCAGCGUGAUCCGAAGUGCGGUCUAGUUGCAGGAAUCCCCGGCGGCCCAGAGAGAGAGAGCGUUCACGCGUGCGGACUUGCUAUUUGUCGCCGGGCCAGAAAACAACUUUGCGGUAACUGUGACUGGCUGUUCCCAGACUUCGAGACCAGCGUCUGUAGGCCUUCGGGAAAGUGCACUUCGACGCGAGCUAGUCACUACAGUUGCAACAACUGGGGUCGGUAUGACUGGCUGAUGACGUCUAAUAAGCUAGAAACGGCCAUUCCAGUCUCCGUUAUCUUUGAUGGUCAUGGUAUACUGCAGUUGGCAAUGCCUCGGAUGUUUGCUCUGACUACAAAGAACGCAGCUCAUUCUCGUGUUUACCAAGUCGUUGUCAGAGUAUUUAAAACGAAGGACGAGGAUGAGGAUGAGGAGGAGGAGGAGGAGGAGAAGGAGGAGGGGAAAGGGGAGAAAGUAGAACACAGGAGAACGAAUAAGUCUUUCCUUUAUUCUUUUGUUGGCAAGUUCAUGUUGCUGAAGAACGAGCUUAAUAGGCACGCAGCUGUCGAUCCAAGACCUGGAGUUAGGAAUAGUGCUUUGCUUUACUUCCCCCCCUCCUGA